This is a messenger RNA of Oryza brachyantha (malo sina), 364 nucleotides long. RefSeq lists its product as uncharacterized. The coding region runs from base 15 to 338 and encodes 107 amino acids. The record is from RefSeq and is a predicted model, not a curated record. Lineage: Eukaryota; Viridiplantae; Streptophyta; Magnoliopsida; Poales; Poaceae. The transcript has a single exon.
AGCUAAGAGGCUUCAUGGAGACGGAGGCCUCGCCGCCGUCGCCGCUGAGCUCGCUGCGGGACAGGCUGAGGGCCACGGUGUGCUGCUGCUUCGGCUCCGGCUCCGGCGGCGGUGGCCUUGGCGACACGGUGGCGCAGUGGCGCCGCCGCGUCGGCGCGCCGGGGGAGUUCCGGUAUGACCCGCUCAGCUACGCGCUCAACUUCGACGAGGGCGCCGCCGCCGCCGCCGACGACGACGACGACGACGAAGACGGAGACUUCGAAGCCGGCAACCACCGCGCGGACGGUCUGCUCUACCGGAGUUUCCCCCCGCCGCCGGCCGCCGGCGCCGUCGCGUAGCCGCCCGGCGGCAACCGGAACCAUCG